Molecule: messenger RNA, 1998 nt
Organism: Periophthalmus magnuspinnatus
Lineage: Eukaryota; Metazoa; Chordata; Actinopteri; Gobiiformes; Gobiidae
Exons: 6
Coding region: 42-1136 (364 amino acids)
Source: RefSeq, a predicted model, not a curated record
CUCGUGACAGGAGCGUCCCACCGUGAUGGGGACAUAGAGACAUGGGACCAGUGUGGACUCUGCUGCUGCUCCACUUUGCUCAAGCUGAGACAAGAGAUGCUGAGGGACUCUGUGAUGCCAGAGUGAACAAUGCUCUUUGCUAUGGAGCUCUGGGAGGAACCAUAAAGAUCCAACUGAUGGACAGUGGCUCAACGACACACAGAUGUAUCUGGAAACAUAAUGACAGAACUGUUUUUGAUUGGAAAGAUAAUACAGUUAAAAGAAAUGAGUUUAAAAAUAGAUCUGUUUUUAAUAGCAGCACUGGAAUAAUUCAAAUACAAAACUUAACAAAAAUUGACAAUGAUUCAUACAGUUUGGAGUUUUAUAAUCAGAAAGCAGAAAGAACCUUCAAGAGUUAUCACAAACUAAUAAUUGAAGCCCCAGUGUCCUCUGUGCUCCUGGAGCAGGAGUGUGUGUCCAAAGGAACGGUGAGGGCAUCCUGCACCCCUCAGGGAGGAGACAGUCCUGAGUACAUCUGGACUUUAAAUGGACAAACUCUCACAGACUCUGAGCUUCUCUCCAAAAACAAACAAAACACCAUCGUCACCCUGAGACAAAACACAGUGGGACUGCUGCGCUGCUCUGUCAAAAACCACAUCAGUCAAGAGUUUAAGGAGAUUCAUAUUAACAGUUGUGGAUACAUAUUCAUAAACUGCACGUUAAAUGGGACACAGAUAUCCGAUUGGGUUUAUAAAGCCAAUAACACCCUGUGCAUCGAACAAACCACAGCCGCUCCCAUCACUUCUGUGGGUAAGACAACAACCACCCAUCACAGUGUACCGGCCAGCUCCCCAAGCACUCCAGCUGGCUCUUGGUACAUUCAGUAUGGGCCCAUUAUAGGUGGUUUACUGGUGGCUGCAUUGGUUUUUGGUGUGGCAAUAUUUUGUGUCCUGAAGUACAAGAAAAAGAGAGAUCAAGAACAUGAUCAGGAAGUGACUUAUGCUGAUGUCAGGAUAUUGAAGCAGCCUCGCAGGAGACCACAGCAGCCGGCGUCCGAAGGCGAAGUUGAAUAUGGCCAAGUGAAGUUUUCAAAUCAAAAUCCACACAUUUCUGUAGCAGAGGAUAAUGCUUGUAUUUAUGCCAAGGUCCGUAGGUGAUUCUUAUAGUUGUACAACAGACACCAACAGUUUCAGUGUUGACUGGCUUCUUUAGAAAUUAUGGAUUUGUGGCUCAACGGAAAAAGAAUGUUUUUAAAGAAUAUAAUUUAUUUUGAGUUCAAGUACCUCAUUUUCACCAUUGACCCGUGUGUUCAGAGGUCUCCAUUCUUUUAUAAUAUCUUUACCAUUUAUUUGUGUAUAGGUUCUUUCAUUUUCAGUAUAUAGUAUGAUUUAUAUUGUUUAUAUGAUUUCACAUAUUAUACUACUAAAUUUGAUGUAUACACUUUCUCUCAAACAAGUAUUUUUAAGAUGGGUAUUUAUAUGGAAAUGGGAAGUUAAAUGUUGGAAGUAUACUUGUUAAAUAAAAACAACAUAGCCCAACACUGUAUGUGUGUGAUAAAAUAAUGACAUCAGCUCACACUGGUCUGGUUAUUAUAUAGUCUAACCAAAAAUGGAACUUUCAUUUUUUUCAAUCGUUGUAGUUACGUGAUUGAUUUAAAGGUCAAAGGUCGAUUACUUUUAACUAUCAUUCAGGUAAUUCAGGACCAUAAAGUGUUUAUGGCCGUGAUAGUUGGAGUGUCCUCAAACAAACCACCUGCAUCUGAACUCUGACACGAGCAAAUAAUUGACAGCAGACGCCAAGUGCAACAGCGGUUUGUCCUAAACUCAUAGGGCACCCUUUGGGAUCCCAUCAAUUACAUUGUUUCCAAACACUGAUAGCAAUAAUCUCUUUGACAGUUCUGAUAAAUAGUUCAAUUAGUAAAAUAAUACAUAAUCAAUUUGCCCACUGCGUUUGCGUUAAAGCAAGAACAGCUGCUUUAGCUUGUUUCAUGUGACCUGCCACACCACAUAGUUAUAAAAG